Molecule: messenger RNA, 2259 nt
Organism: Penicillium samsonianum
Lineage: Eukaryota; Fungi; Ascomycota; Eurotiomycetes; Eurotiales; Aspergillaceae
Product: glycosyltransferase family 2 protein
Exons: 3
Coding region: 1-2259 (752 amino acids)
Source: RefSeq, a predicted model, not a curated record
AUGGACAGACGUUAUGGUCAUGACGACCAGGACGAAAAGGUAGAGCUGAAUACCUAUCGAGGCUUCCAUUCAAACAACAGCUUCGAACAUCCAGAGCCUUUCUCGCCCUCACCAGUCUCUCCAAGGCCUCUUACUCCAAUCAGACCGGGUCAUUUCCCUACCGAUGAGUACGGCCAACCUGUUUGGCUUCAACCCACUGCUCGAAUGUCGGGUCACUCUGAUUCCUUUCACAACUCGUGGGACACACGGACACCGUAUGAUUCCCGGUCGGCUUCACCUACUCUAUACCAAAACCACGGAGUACAAGAAAGCCACCAGAGUCUUGCUCCCCUAGUGAGCUCACCUGCUCCUCCAUCAUUUGAAAAAGAUUGGGUCAAAUCUGGAUCCAUUGCUCGCAUCCACGAUCGUGAUGAUGCAGAAACAUGGAAAGGGUGGAAGAGGUGGGUGUUUGCCCUGGUACCAUUUCUCACAUUUGCCAACACCGGAAUCUACUUGUUCUACCUUGGUCUGAGAAUCGCCUGCAUUAUUAUGGCUCAAAACGUUGCUGGAGUCUCAUAUGCUGGAGCUUGGGUCUUUGUGGCUAUCGAAAUUACUGUUGCGAUCCCCUCCCUCAUGCAUAACUGCUGGACUAUGAUGGCUUUGAAGAAGAGAGGCCGUGCCAAGCUGAGAUUGACCGGUGGUGAAUGUCCUACGGUGGAUGUGUUUAUCACUUGCUGUGGAGAGGACGACGAGGUUGUUCUUGAUACUGUCCGUGGUGCGUGCGACCAGGACUACCCCCGCGACCGGAUGAGGGUCAUCAUCCUGGACGACGCCAAGUCUCCCACCCUCGAGGCUGCCUGCAACGAACUCGCCUCGAACCAUCCCAACAUCAUUUACAUGGCCCGUGAAAAGAUCCCCGGAAAGCCCCACCACUUUAAGGCGGGUAACCUGAACUACGGUCUGGACCAAGUCAACCUUAUGCCUGGAGGCGCCGGCCAGUUCAUGGCCGCCCUGGAUGCUGAUAUGAUUCCCGAACAAGAGUGGCUUCGUGCGAUCCUUCCCCACUUGCUGGUGGAUCCAAAGAUGGCCCUUGCAUGCCCGCCACAGCUUUUCUACAACACCCCUGCAUCCGACCCGCUUGCCCAGAGUUUGGAUUUCUUCGUGCAUGUUAUUGAGCCGAUCAAGGAUGCACUCGGUGUGGCUUGGUGCACUGGAUCUGGUUACGUCGUUCGACGCGAGGCUCUCGAAGAGAUUGGCAACUUCCCGCUUGGUUCCUUGGCUGAAGAUGUCGCGACCUCAACGCUCAUGCUUGGCAGAGGAUGGAGAACUGCAUACAUCCACGAGCCUCUUCAAUUUGGCACCGUGCCGGAAGACUUUGGUGGACAUCUCAAACAGCGUACGCGAUGGGCAAUUGGAACCGUCGACACAGCUGUCAAGUUGAAGUUCUGCCUUUGGGGUGACGCCGUUCGACAGAUGACCGCUGCUCAGCGUUUCUCUGGCUUCCUCUAUGCAACUCUCAGUGUCUACACCCUCCUGCUAACUGCCUCCCUCUUUGCUAUCCCAGUCAUCCUUUUGUGGGGCAAGCGCCUCGUCGCCUUCGCGACUGAAGAGCAACUCCGCUGGCUGAUCUGGGCCUGCUUCGCCGCAACCAUCUCCAACCGUCUCUGUGAAAUGGCCCUGUUCAUCCCGGCUGGCUACCACACCGGUCAACGAGGCUCCCGCUAUCAACUUUGGAUGUCACCCUACAUCGCUCUCUGCAUUGUGCGCGCCUUCCUCCUGCCCACCUGGCUGGGCGGUCAAACCCAAGCCUUCAAACCAACGGGUUCUCUGGGUUCAGCUCUAAACGAGCGUGACCCAAAGAAGUCGAAGAACAUGUUCGUCCGCCUGCGCGUGAUCCUGCUCAACUACAUGGCCAGCUUCCACCUUGCCUUCGUAUACGUCACCCUUGUCGCAGUCGUCAUCUCCUCUUAUCGCUGCUUCGCCCAGAACAAUAGCUUCAGAGAUAUUAUCCUCUGCCUCAUCACGCACGCUUUCUGGCCCCCGUUAACAUUCCUUUUCAUCUGCACUUCGCUGUGGACCCCGGUAUCUUAUGCGAUCGACCCACCAGCCAUGCCAGAACGUGAGGAACUUCUGACACGCGACCCUAAAACUGGUGUCGCGCAUCCGACAAAGAAGAGUAAAAAGAUCGCCUUUGGUGGCCAGGCCGCUUGGUUCGAGCUCGAAUACACGGUUGCCACCGCAGCCACGAUCUUGGUAUUUGUCUACUCAUUUAUGUUCUAA